UGCAGCGCCUUAGUAGACCGAUAGCAUCUACUUUGGGCAACAAAGAGCGCAUGCUGGUGGAGGACUACAUCAAGGACGUGGUAUGUACUUUCUCCUAUGCAGGAGGGGUACUUAAUCAUAAGAUUUCGUUCCUAGUUAGCGGCGACGUACCAUUUGACAUGUUGUUAGGUAUGUACUACCUUGAGGUUGACAAGCCCCAGUUUGACUGGGACAAGAAAGUGCUAAAGCAUGAGUUGCGUAAUGGGAGAACCGUUAGACUGGCUAAGUACAAAGCUAGUAGGUUAAUUGACUCCUACGGGUGCUUGUGCGCACCAACUUUCUAUAACUAUUAUAAACAGAACCAAGAGGAAGGUAUGUACCUGUUUUUUGUCUCCAAGAAAGGCGAGGCCGUUAAAUCACCCCUAGAGAUAGAAAAUGUUGUUGCUAAGUACCCAGAUCUGUUUGAGGAGCCUACAGGAGUCGUAGACAGGGAGGUUGUCCAUGCCAUAAAGAUUAUCCCCGGGAGCAAGAUACCCAAAGGGAGAAUCUAUAGGAUGGCUCCAGCCGAGUUGGACGAGCUUCGACGGCAGCUGAAAGAGCUCACAGAGAAGGGAUGGAUAAGGCCUAGCAUCUCUCGCUUUGGUGAGGGAUCACUAAGGAUGUGCAUUGAUCAAAGAGGCCUCGAUGCCAUCACCGUUAAGAACGCAGAGCCUCUGCCGCGCAUCGACAACCUAUUGGAUAGGGUGCACGGAUACGCAUGUGAGGCUGCUUUCAAGAGAUUGAAGUAUGCCCUCACGCAUCAUGAGAUUCUUAUGGUCCCCGAUCCUGAAAGGCCGUUUGUUGUGACCACUGACGCAAGCCAUUAUGGCAUUGGCGCAGUGCUGGCUCAACAAGAAGGGAAGAAGUUGAGGCCGAUCGAGUACAUGAGCAAGAAGAUGCCAUCGAAGAAGUUGGCGAAGUCCACCUACGAGAGGGAACUCUACGCCCUAUAUAAGGCACUUGUCCUCUCGAGGCACUAUUUGUGGGGAGUCAUAGAUCAGUAUGACUUCAAGCUAGACUAUGUGAAAGGAGAGUAUAACAAGGUUGUUGAUGCACUGUCACGUAGGGCAGACUACCUAGGUGCGCUGCUUACCGAGUUUGGCUUAUCUGACAAUGUAACUCGAUCCUUGGUGGAAGCCUACAAGGAAGACCCUGUCAUGAUGGACAUCAUGCACAAACUAGAGGCCCAAGACAAGGCCACAUCUGAUGAGUAUGUGACGGUGGAUGGGUUGCUCUUUCUUGAAAAGGUGGGAUUUAAAAGCACAACCGACAUCACUCCCAAUCAGCUGCAUUUCGGAUGGAAGCCUAGAUCUGCUCUAGACUUCCUCCUACCUGAAAACCGAACUGCUGCACCACCUGGGACCAUAGAGUUUGGUGUCCAAUAUGAGAAACUGUCGCUGCAGACUGUCGAACACAUCAAGAAAUCUCAAGAAGCAAUGAUUGCUUCUGAGAACAAGCAUUGCCGACAAUCCACAUUUCAGGUAGGGGAGCGUGUCUUGGUUAGGGCUAGUGAGUUGGGGCAGGAGUUCGGCAUCUCUAGGAAACUAAUGCCUUCGUAUUUCGAUCCCUGGGAGGUCUUAGAUAUUGUGGGUAGUGAUUUGGAUGGCCCCUCGUACGUGAUUAGAAUCCCUGGUCAUCUGCACACUUACCCUGUGUUUCACGCCUCAAAGCUUGCACCUUUCGCUGAGACAGCAGUUUCCCUCAAGGACAUCAAUGCUGCCCCAACCAUGGAUGGCCACGUGGACAUCGACGACAUUUUGGAACGCAAAGACAUGCAUGUCCCCAAGCCAGCAGGCAGGGGAAGACCGCCUAAACCUAUGAGAGAAUGCAGGGUUCGGUUCAGGCAUCAUACGAAUCGUAAGGAAGAUCGUUGGUUCACAAGAGAGGAACUGGUGAAGACAACUCCUUAGAUUGUGGCCGAGUACGAACGCAGACUGAAGGGCAAGACACCUGCAUGAAGCAUCUCAACGGACUUUCGA
This is a messenger RNA of Chara braunii, 1997 nucleotides long. The record is from the annotation of a GenBank genome assembly. NCBI's taxonomy places the organism in Eukaryota, Viridiplantae, Streptophyta, Charophyceae, Charales, Characeae.